GUCCUGCACUGUGUGUGUAUGUAUGUGUGUGUUUGUAGUUUGAACACACUGAGCCAGCGGCGAGGCAGACUUAACAAAAGCGAAAGAGAAGAAUGACUUGGGACACUGAGGAGCAAAGAAACUGAGACACUUCACUUUGAUUCGGAGGAUUUAAUAUAGCUGGCUGUGUUCGUGGUAAAGCCAUGGAGCCAUCACUGACCAACAAUCCAGCCACCCCAAAAUCCAGCCCCUCAUCUCCCUCCACCCUGAGGCCAGGCCUGUCCUCUUCCAGCUUAUCUUCUACCACAAUCGCACCAACCUCAGAGCGCCCUAAGCCUAAACUCACCAUGCCAACGCCUCCAGCCACGCCCUCAUCUUCUCCCUCCACCGCCUCCCCUCGGACUUCUCCAGGUCUUUCCUCCCGUUCUUCGUCCCUGUCCACGCCACCUGCCUCCCCUCUCCACCAGCCCAUCAGGAGCCCCUCUCAGGUGGGCAGAUCUCAGCUUAAUGCAGCCUGUACGGGGAAUCCCCCAGCUGGAUCCACAGCUGCUGGAGUUGCUGCUAAGACUCCAAGGCCUCCUCCCACGCCUGAACCAGAAGAGCCGGAGGAGGAGGUCAGCUUUGAGGAUCUGGAGGAGAGAGCAAAGUCAGGAGAUGUUAAAGCACAGACGAAGAUGGGGCGUUACUUCCUGGCACUGGCAGAAGAAAGAGAUGAGGAGCUGAACAACUGUACAGCAGUGACUUGGCUCAUCCAGGCUGCUAAACAAGGGCGCAAGGACGCCGUCAAACUGCUGCAACAGUGCUUAGCCUCCAGGAAAGGCAUCACUCUGGAGAACUUUGAGGAGGUGAAGAAGUUGUGUACAGAGACACGGUUUGAGAGAGGAGUUAGGAAAGCAGCUCUGCUAAUGUACUGGAAGUUGAACCCGGAGAGGAAGAAGUCAGUGGCUGUUUCUGAGAUGCUGGAGAACGUUGAACACGUCCACACAGAGCCAGGCAAACCAGUCUCCCCGGGUCCACUAAACAGCUCUGCCAAGAAACAGAGGAGAGUCCUGGAGACUAUGGUCACCAGAGAGGCCACCUCCCGUGUGGGCCUUGACGACUUUGUUGAGAUGACUAAGAAGUAUGCUCAGGGUAUUGAACCUUCACCAGUCAUGGCUGCAGCAGGAGGUGAUGAUGAUGAUGACGAUGAUGACGUAGUAGUGAAGAAUCCUGAUGAAUUGCCCUUACACCAAAAGCUGCUGAAGUUCCCUCUGUAUGCUUUGCUGGAAAUCAAGGAGCACCUCAUCGACUGGGCUUCAAGGGCUGGCAUGCAGUGGCUCAGCGCCCUGAUCCCAACUCACCACGUCAACGCACUUAUCUUCUUCUUCAUCAUCUCCAACCUCACAAUUGAGUUCUUCAUCUUCCUCAUCCCUUUGUUGGUUUUCUACCUCUCUUUCUUCUCCAUGAUCAUCUGCACACUGCGGGUGUUUCAGAAUUCUAAAGCAUGGGAAAAUUUCCGGGCACUGACAGACCUGCUGACUCACUUUGAACCCGGUCUUGAUCUGGAGCAGGCUGAGACCAACUUUGGAUGGACACACUUGGAGCCUUAUCUGUACUUCCUGCUCUCUGUUGUCUUUGUGGUUUUCUCCUUCCCUGUUGCUGAUAAAUCCUGGAUCCCCUGCUCAGAAUUGGCCGCUGUCACUCUCUUCUUCACUGUUACCGCCUUUCUCAGCCUUCAUGCCUCUGCUCAGCUCUUUGCCCGCAAAGCCCUCCUUACAGAGGUCCUCUCCGGAGCGUGCUCCCUCACUCAGCUCCUGCCAGGCUCAUUCUGGUUCCUCAAGGUCUUUGGGGUGACGUUCAUCACUGUGCCUCUAGGGGACAUGGUGGAGUUUAACCUGGGGAUGCCAUGUCUUUUAUACGGACACCUUUUCUAUCUCCUCUUCCGCAUGGCCCAGCUGAGAGGCUUCAAGGGCACCUACCUGUGCCUGGUGCCCUACCUGGUUUGCUUCACCUGGUGCGAGCUCACGUUGGUGCUCCUCAACAACGCCACUGCAAUAGGACUCAUCCGCACCUGCGUUGGCUACUUCCUCUUCCUGUUUGCCCUUCCUAUACUCUCACUGGGCCUGGCCGCAAUGCUCAUCAUCCAGUUAGUGCAGUGGUUUCUCGCCCUGGAGCUGACCAAAAUGGUGGUCACGCUGACAAUUUGCUUUGUGCCGGUAGUGUUGAGGCUUUGGACCCGAUUCAGCCUAAACCCCAUCGUGGUUUUUCGCUCUUUGUCACGGAGCAGCAUCGUGAAGCUCAUCCUGGUGUGGCUCAGUGCGGUGGUGCUCUUCUGCUGGAUGUACGUCUACAGGUCUGAGGGCAUGAAGGUUUAUAACUCCACCCUGACGUGGCCUGAGUACAGCAACCUCUGCGGCCCUCUGGCUUGGAAAGAGUCCAACAUGGCUCAAACUCAGAUUCUCUGCUCUCAUCUGGAGGGACAUCGCGUCACCUGGACUGGACGCUUCAAAUACGUCCGUGUGACGGACAUUGAGAAUGGGCCACAUUCGGUUAUCAACCUGCUGCCAGUAUUUAUGGGGAACUGGAUGCGGUGCCUGUAUGGUGAUCCGUAUCCUUUGUGUGAGGACGUGAAAAACGCCACGACCGAGCCCCAGCCUCUGCCUGCCCCGGCUCCUCCGCCGCAAGAUCCCCUCUGUAAGCUCAAAAAACUGGCUAAGCACGAGUGCCACAUCAAACGCUUUGAUCGAUACAAAUUCGAAGUCACAAUGGGCAUGCCACUGGAGAGGAAGACCAAGAACGGGACGAUCAUAGAGGACGAGGAUGCCACUAAGGACAUAGUUCUGCGGGCUAGCAAUGAGUUCAAGUCUGUUCUUUUACACUUAAACACAGGAAGCCUGGUGGAGUUUAGCACCAUACUGGAGGGCCGUUUAGGCUCCAAAUGGCCCGUGUUUGAACUGAAAGCCAUUCACUGCAUGUCGUGCGCCAAUGCCCAGGUGCCAAGCCGCAGGCAGUACAAGAUUGAACACGACUGGAGGCGCACGGCUCAGACGGCCCUGCAGUUUGGUUUUGACUUCUUCUUCAACCCCUUCCUGACCGCUCGGCUAGAGCAACACUCAGAGACUGAAACAGAGACUGUGACACAGGAGGGCGAGUAGAGGGAGGGAGAUCUAGCAGACACACCUCCGAUGUGCGGUUAUGAUAAUAACAUCUUCAGUUGGAGGACUACAACGAUUGUACAACACUGUUCUCGUGAAAAUCUUGUUGCAAUAUUGCCGAUUAUUUAGUGCUGUAAGACAGUGGAAAGGUACUCAGACGUAAGUGGUAUCAGUGCUGUUGUAAAUCUGAACUUGAGAUAGUGUGUGUCUGCUUUCUUAGAGCUUUUGAGCCAAAAUGUGUGAGAAUACGUAAUUCAAUGGGUUAAAUUACAAAAGGGGAGAACGUUUUUUAGAAUAAGUAAUUCACUGCCUAACACUAAAGUAAAAAAAAAAACAACAGCUCGUCCGUUGUGCAUUUCAUCCAACUUAAGCUACACUUGUGCUCAUCGCGGGGAGUCUGUCAAUGAAGUUUUUAUUUUGUUUGUUCAUUAUACAAACACUAUGAGUGCUAAAUACAUCUCUGUGUAUGUUUAUCAAAUAUUUGUAGCCAAAAUCAUCAGUAUUUACAUUUUACAGUUUCUUUGUUGAACUGUUGAACCCUAUUUUGUUUCUAGGCAACAAAUUAUAGAAGAAAAGGUUGUAAUGCUGAUGAUAACUUUGUAAAGGUUGCAUUUGAUGUCAAGCUUUAAUCCUUUAACAUUAUACAGUAAUUUACAUAUACAGUAUAUAUACUGUACAGUACAGUACGUAUAAUAUAUAAUGAUGACAUUGAUGGUAUUGGAAAUGUCAAGUGCCUUAUGACUAAUUUCAAUAGAGAAUAAACUAAAUCAUGUCUUUAAUCUUUAACCUUUAAAUAGCUCACCUGCAUAUUUAUUACAGAGCAGUUUUUUAUCUCUGCCUUCUCUCUUCUCAUGUCUCUUUUUCUCCUAUAGCUGUUCUUUCUCCUCUUUCGUUUGUCUCCAUCUCUGCUGUGCAGAGAUUUAAUAUAUUGAAUAUUUGCAGUCCCAGAGGUGAUGAUGUGUUUUACGUUAGGAUGUCACUACUGUUUCUAUACUGUGACCAUAAACAUAAUGAAAACA
This is a messenger RNA of Morone saxatilis (striped sea-bass), 4132 nucleotides long. It is a transcript of the gene wfs1b, whose product is annotated as Wolfram syndrome 1b (wolframin). Gene Ontology annotation, cellular component: endoplasmic reticulum; endoplasmic reticulum membrane. Gene Ontology annotation, molecular function: protein binding. The transcript has 10 exons. The record is from RefSeq and is a predicted model, not a curated record. Gene Ontology annotation, biological process: endoplasmic reticulum unfolded protein response; calcium ion homeostasis. NCBI's taxonomy places the organism in Eukaryota, Metazoa, Chordata, Actinopteri, Moronidae. The coding region runs from base 183 to 3113 and encodes 976 amino acids.